Cetraspora pellucida is the source of this 1071-nucleotide messenger RNA. The record is from the annotation of a GenBank genome assembly. Lineage: Eukaryota; Fungi; Glomeromycota; Glomeromycetes; Diversisporales; Gigasporaceae.
AUGGGUAUUCUCGAAAAAAUUUCAGAAAUUGAGAAAGAAAUAUCUAGAACACAGAAAAAUAAAGCAACCGAGUAUCACCUUGGCUUACUGAAGGCAAAACUAGCAAAAUACAGGCUACAACUUUUAGAGCCUUCAAAGUCUGGUGGGGCAAAGGGUGACGGUUUUGAUGUUAUGAAAUCUGGAGAUGCAAGAGUUGCAUUGAUUGGAUUUCCUUCAGUGGGUAAAUCAACAUUAUUAAAUAAACUUACAAAGACUCAUUCUGAGGCUGGCGCAUAUGAAUUUACUACAUUAACCUGUAUACCUGGAAAAAUCGAAUAUAAUGGAGCGAAUAUUCAAUUAUUGGAUUUGCCUGGUAUUAUUGAAGGAGCUGCUCAAGGGAAAGGAAGAGGAAGGCAGGUUAUUUCUGUCGCAAGAACAGCAGACUUAAUUUUAAUGAUGCUAGAUGCAACAAAAAGUAAUCAACAACGUAUAUUAUUAGAACGUGAAUUGGAAAUCGUUGGGAUUCGAUUGAAUACAGAAAAACCUAACAUAUAUUUUAAAGUUAAGAAAGGCGGUGGAAUCGGCUUCAACGCUACUGUUAAAUUGACAUAUUUGAAUGAAAAAAUGAUUUUCAAUGCUGAAGUACUGGUUCGUGAAGAUGUUACUGUUGAUGAAUUUAUCGAUGUUGUGUUGGGUAACCGUAAAUACAUUAAAUGCCUUUAUUGCUAUAACAAGAUCGACUCAAUAACUUUGGAAGAAUUGGAUCGUUUGGCACGUGAACCAAAUACUAUUGUUAUUAGUUGUGAGAUGGACUUAAACCUUGAUUAUCUUGUUGAACAAAUCUGGAAGUAUCUUAGUUUGUUAAGAAUAUAUACAAAGAAACGAGGAGAAUAUCCUGAUUUUGAAGGUGGGCUUAUUGUUAGGAAAGGUGCCACUGUUGAGCAUGUGUGUCAUGCUAUCCAUCGAUCUUUAGUUGAAGAGUUUCGAUAUGCUCUUGUUUGGGGCACAUCAACAAAACAUAACCCGCAAAGGGUUGGGUUAUCACAUGUUAUGGAAUAUGAAGAUGUUAUUCAAGUCGUGAAAAAGAAAUAG